AGCGGGGGGGGCCGUAUGAGUGUAUAUGGCCCCGCCCCCCCCCGGCUUCCACCCCCCUUCCCCCCACCCCCCCCACCAGCGCUUCCUGCCCCGGGGCUGCGCCGCACCCAACGCUGCGUUCCGGGUUUUUUUUUAAGGGGGGGGGGGAUCAUAAUUAAUAUUUUUAAUUGGGGGGGGUCCUUAGACGUGGGGGGGGGUCUUUGGGGGGGGGGUCGUGAUGGGGUCGGUGUGGAAGCGGCUGCAGCGUGCGGGGAAACGGGCGGCCAAAGUGCGGUUCGAGGCGGAGUUGGAGGAAGUGCUGCUCGAGGGGGGGGGGCGGUGCCCCACAGCUGGCAGCCCGGAAUCGAGAACCCCUACCGGGGGUUGGUGGUGUGGGUGGUGCCCGAGAGCCUCCAGGUCGUGGUCACGCUAUACCGGGACCCCCAUGCCACCGCCUAUGACCCCAAAGAAUGGACCUUCGUGGUGGAGAACGAGUCCCGGGGCCGUCGCACGGCGGUGGCCGCAGCAGUGCUGGAUUUGGGGCGCUUUGCGGGUCCCACCCCGUCCUGCACUGCGCUGUCGCUGCCCCUCCGGCCCCGGUCCCGCAAGGUGACGGCCGCCUGUCUGCGCCUCCGCCUCAGCGCCACCGUCCUGCACGAGGGGCACCCGGCGGACGAGGACAUGCGCAGCGUGGCCAGCCUGCUCAGCUCGCGCCUGGGGGGGGACGUGGCCGACCUGCGGGACUUCGAGGAGGAGGAGGACGAGGGGGGGGAUGAAGGAUCCGGGGGGGGCACCCCUAAAAAAGGACCCCCACCCUACGGUGGUGCCACAGAGGGAGGGGGACACCCGGCAGCCCCCGCAGGAGAAGCGUUGCCCUCCCCUGGGGGGGGUCGCGCAGCGCUGCUGUCGUGGUGCCAGGAGGUGACAGCCGGGUACCGGGGGGUGCGGAUCACCAACUUCAGCACCUCGUGGCGCAAUGGGUUGGCGUUCUGUGCCAUCCUGCACCACCAUCGGCCCUGUGACGUUGACUACGAGGCUCUGGACCCCCUCGAUAUCCGGGGCAACAACACCCGGGCCUUCGAGGCGUUCUCGGCGCUGGGGGUCCCGCGGCUGCUGGACGCGGCCGAUAUGGAGCGACCCCCAGCGCCGGACCCAUUGGCUGUGCUCACCUACGUGGGGCUGCUGAGGCAGCACAUGGAGGGCAGCGGAACCGCGGGGAACCCAAACAGUGCAGGGAACACACGGGGAGCCAUGGAGAGCCCAAAAACGAUGGAGAACCCAAUGGGAGCCAUGGAGAGCCCAAAAACAAUGGGGAACCCAAUGGGAGCCAUGGAGAACCCAACAACAAUGGGGAACCCAAAAGGAUCCAUGGAGAACCCAGUGCGAAGCUCAGAGAUCCCAAAAAGGAUAGAGAACCCUAUGGGAGCCAUGGAGAACCUAAAAAGGAUGGAGAACCCAAUGGGAGCCAUGCAGAACCCCAAAACGAUGGGGAACCCAAAAGGAUCCAUGGAGAACCCAAUGAGAACCAUAGAAAACCCAAUGGGAGCCAUGGAGAACCCAAAAAGGAUGGAGAACCCAAUGGGAACUGUGGAGAACCCAAAAAAGAUGGAGAACCCAAUGGGAACCUCAGAGAUCCCAAAAAGGAUGGAGAACCCAAUGGGAACCAUGGAGAACCCCAAAACAAUGGGGAACAGAGAAGGAACCAUGGAGAACCCCAAGAGAACCACAAAGGACCCAAUGGGAACCAUGAAGACCCCAAUUAGAACUUCAGAGAUCCCCAAAAUGAUGGGGAUCGCAAAAGGAACCAUGGAGAACCCAAAACUGGUGGGGAACUCAAUGGGAACCAUAGAGAUCCCAAAAGGAAGCAUAGAGAACCCAAAAGGAACCAUGGAGAUCCCAAAAGAAACCUCAGAGAUCCCAAACAGAACCACGGAGGACCCAAUGGGAACCACAGAGACCCCAAAACCCACAGAGGUCCCCAUGGAGACUCCAAACCCCAUAGAGGACCCAGCUGAGACCCCAAACCCAAUAGAGACCCCCAUAGAGGUCCCAGUGGAGACCCCAAAACCCACAACAGAGACCCCAAACCCUAUAGAAAUCACCACAGAGACCACAAACCCCAUAGAUACACCAUCACAGAUCCCAGGCCCCAUAGAGGUCCCAAUGGAGAGCCCAGAUCUCACAACAGAGCCUCCCAAACCCGCAGAAAUCACCACAGAGACCCCAAACCCCACAGAGGUCUCAAUGGAGACCUCAAAAACUAUAGAGACCCUCAUAGAGACCCCAAACCCCACAGAGGUCUCAAUGGAGACUGCAAAAACUGUAGACACCCUCACAGAGACCCCAAAACCCAUAGAAGUCCCAACAGAGACCCCAAACCCCAUAGAGGUCCCAAUGGAGACCCCAAACCUCACAAUAGAGCUCCCAAACCCCAUACAGACACCAACAGAGCCCCCAAACCCCACAGUAGAGACCCCAAACCCCAUAGAGACCCCAAACACCACAGAGAUCCCCACAGAGACCCUAAACCCCACUAUAGAGCCCCCAAACCCCAUAGAGACCCCAACAGAGCCCCCAAACCCCACAGUAGAACCCCCAAACCCCAUAGAGACCCCAACAGAGACCUCAAACCCCACAAUAGAGCCCCCAAACCCCAUAGAGACCCCAAAACAGACCCCAACCUCCCCCCCGGGGCUCCCGGUGCCCCCCCCCAGGUCACACCGCCGCAGUUGGGGGUCCCGUGCCCCCCCCCGCACCCUCAGCCACCUCCGGGACGCCGACCUGAUGAGGAAAAGGAGGGGGGGGCGCGGGGACCCCCCCAGCACCGGGACCCCCAUGGCUGACCCCACCCCCCCGACGGAGCCCGGAGCCACAACGGAGGAGGAGAAACCGCGGCUGCGGGACCCCUCGCAGGUGGUGGCGGCGGAGCUGGCGGAGCUGCAGCGCGAGCAGCGCGAGGUGGACAGCCGGGCAGAGACCUUGGAACGGGAACUGCGGGCACUGAUGGCGUCGGGCGCAGACCCGCAGCGUGAGGAGCUGCUGAUGGAGGAAUGGUUCUCGUUGGUCAACGCCCGCAAUGCGCUGCUGCGCCGCCACGACCGCCUGCAGCUGCUUGAGGAGGAGCAUGACGUGGAGCGGCGCUUUGAGCUGCUGAGCCGGGAGCUGCGGGCAAUGCUGAACACAGAGGACUGGGAGAAGUCGGCGGCACAGCGGCAGCAGGAGGAGCUGUUACUGGAGGAACUGGUGGCACUGGUGAACCGGCGCGACGAACUGCUGCGGCACCUGGAUGAGCGCGAGCAGGCGGCACUGGAGGAGGACGCCCGCCUGGAGAAGGGCCUCAGUCGGCGGCGGCGGAAAUUGGGGCGCAGGGAAAUGUGUGGCAUCGCCUGAGGGGGGGCCCCAAAAACGGGGACCCCCCCCAAUAAUAAAUCAUCGUAAGAGGAA
Molecule: messenger RNA, 3423 nt
Organism: Gallus gallus (chicken)
Lineage: Eukaryota; Metazoa; Chordata; Aves; Galliformes; Phasianidae
Gene: EHBP1L1
Product: EH domain binding protein 1 like 1
Exons: 15
Coding region: 16-3369 (1117 amino acids)
Molecular function (GO): protein binding
Source: RefSeq, a predicted model, not a curated record